AUGACGCAGCCGCUGAGACUCCGCCCCCAUCUAGCCGCGCCCCCCAUUAAAGUGCACGUGGUUUGUGUAACAAACAUGGCGUCGGUGGCGGAGAAGGAGUGUGGGGAGGCGGGAGGAGGAUCUGUGGGCAGCCCGGCUGGGGGAGGAGAUAACCGGAGCAGGUAAGCAGAGGGCGUGUUCCUGGAGUUAAUUGGGGGAGGGGAUGAAUUAAUUUAUUACAUGAAUGAAGGGCUUUAUUGCUCACCCUCCCUCCCACCCCAUUGGUGGAGACUGAAGCUAAUCCAUUAGGGGUGCGCUGGGAUGGGCACAGGGAGUGGGGUUUGUUUGCUUAGCUGGUGAUACAUGAUAUCACUAUGUUGUGGCAGCUGGGGUGUCAGGAUAUGGUAGUUGUAUGAGUUUAACACUCAGGUUUUCAGGAUGUGAGUUCAUAGGGUUAUACAGUGUUAAUGUAAUGUUACUUGUUUGCAUAUAUUCUUUUGGGACAUAGAAAUAACUUCGUUGAAUAUUGUUGGAGUACCUGAAUCCUGCAUUGUGAAACAGGUCAAUGAAUGGUUAUAACUUGUAUCUGAUAUUCAAAUGACUUUUUUAUUUUUUUACAGUCCUGUUUGAAUGGACUGAGUUUUUCUAUUAUUAGUGUAACCAAACCGUAGGUUUAGUUAAAGUGAGGUGUAUAUUUUUCUGCUUGAUGACAAUUUAGAUUUAUUUUAUUUUUUUAUAUUGAUGAUUUAAAAAGCAAAGGUGAAACCAGUCUAGUACACCUUUUUGUAGACUCCUGCUCUCUAAAUGGCAAUUUGUGGUUAAUUGAAACCUGACUUUUCUCCUACUGGUUAAGAUAGGAAACUCCUCCCCCUCUGUUUAUUACAUCCUAGAAUUUAAGUCUGUUCUCACAUCCAAAAUAAUGUUUGCUUCUUGUAUGUUUAUGCCAAUAUUUCCCAUGAAAUUAAUAAAACAUCGUAGAUACCCCUACUGAUGAAUGCAUCCACGUAAAAUAUAUGCAUUUGUGUAUGUGUCUCCACUGUUUUUAGUGGAUCUUUGGAACCCAGUUCUAUAUCAGCCUUGUUUAUUAAAUGUUCACAUCUGUAUCAUAAAGCAACCAGUUUACCAAAGAAGACUUGUGAACAACAGCUGGAAAAAGAUGCUGAAAUCCGUGCUUGUGCGACUGCACUCAAAAGGCAGGAAGGGUAAACGUAAAAAAAGGUAGUCACAUAGUGUGAUAUCUUGACCUGUUUUAUUCCCUUAGUGAGCACAUGCAUUGUGCCAUUAUAUAUGUCUGCAAAAGUCAAGUCCCUGUAAAAUUGGGGCACUAGAAUACAGCAUAUGGAAAUCUGCAAUGGGAACUUAAUUAUUUCACUUGGGGAGCUUGACUGACCUGCGCUGGACUCUUCCUAUCGCUAUUAAAAAAAAAACAAAAAAAACUUAAACUUAAAAUUUGAAAUUCAUAUAUCACGAUAAACUAAGGUUUGGUCUAUAUUGUAAAGUAAUAUUACUAAGUUUGUAUCUUGAGAGCCAAUAAAUACAAAAUAUAGGAGUGAAGAAAUGAGACCAAAUUGAUUUAUACUGUAUACUUAGCAUCUAAAUGUUGCUACCUGUCACCUGCUCUAAUACAGUAGUAUGAUGCAGUGAUUUGAUUUUAAAAGCUGACCUUUUAAUUUGGAACAUUGAAUCAGAUUGCCCUGUGCUUCUGAUCUGACCAUACCAGCUUGCUCUGUUAAAUUAUAUGGGUGUUUGGAUUAUACUUUCCUAGCAGUGUAGUAGAAACGUUCUCAAAUGCCUUUCUAAUCCAGAAUGAUUACUUUUCUCUUUAUUUAAAGGGCUAUUCCAGGCACCCACAUGUUUGAUCCAAUCCAUAGUUAAUCUGGGUAUUCCUUUUUAAUUUUUGUUUUGCACUAAAUUGCAACCUUUUCUACCCCUCUAACUUUAGUGCUUUCUAUUUUGUUACAAAUAUGCUGUUGUAUGUUAUGUCAUGGCUUGGUUUUCUGUCUGCUUUUAAGAAAAGAGACAUCUGCAUUGCUACUCCCAGAAUCCCUUGCUGUGCCCCUAAAGCUGGGAUUAACUCAGCAGUGCUAUAGACAGUUAAAGGAGAACCGACACUUCUCUGGAAAUUACACAAUUGAAUGAAACAUUGAAACCUGUGACUGACUCCAAGGUUUACUCAAAGUACCAUGACCACUUAAGCGUUUUCAAGUGGGCAUGCUUCUUGAUGUGGUGCAUUAGUUUGAAAUACUGCACUUAAAGAUAUAGCACCUUGCUGCCGGAGGUGUAAUUAAACCUUCAGCAGCGUCAUUAGCCAGCCCGGAUAAAGAAUUCCAAUCUGGCUGUGAAUUAUGUGCAUAUUGUGUGUCUAUCGCUAGCAUGCAUAUAUCCUUCCAAGUCCGGCCCUCAGUCUGCACUCUGGGAAAUCCCCAUCUCCUUAAGUAGGCAUUGGGGUAGAUGUCACUGUAGGAUGAUAAGACUGCAAGACAAUUUGGCCUUGGUGUAGGAUCUUUCUCUUUUCCUUUUAUUAUUUUAUAUUUUAUUUGGCAGCACCAUGCCAAACAGGCUUACUACAGCUAAAAACAGUCAUUUAUUUUUGUUUUUCUUCCUGAAAAACAAACCCAUUUAUUUGUAAUGCUUUUGCCUAUAUUUUAACCCAUCCUAUUUCAUUAUUUUCAAUUUCACAAUCGUCCAUAUAUGGUAAAUUUUGUCCACUUCGUUAUAGAUCUAGAAAAUAAACGGUUUUAGCCUUCCUGGGUAACUUAUUUUGCUGUGACAAAUAGCACCCUUUAACACGUUUCUAGCUGUAAAUGAUUCACUUUCGCCACUCAUAAUUAUUUAUUUAUUUUUCAAAUUUAAUACUAUAAGGACUAUUGCCUUUAUAUGAUGUUUAUGCUGGAAUUGGUAAAACUGCAGUCUGUUUUCUGAAAUGACAUUUUGUGCUAAAUGGUUGUCAUUUCUUUCAGUGACUCCAUCCCAGCGAAUACAGCAUCUGGUGUGGAUCCAGAGUCCUCCAAUGAAAAAGAUGGCUUGGUAUGUAAUUGUUUUUCUAUACAUAUUCUGUGUCUGUAUUCUACUUAUUAUGCUUGAGUGUGCUUUAGCCAUAUACCCUCAAAUACGCUAUUUCUUUUUUUUUUUUCUAUGCUGCUUCCAGUUCUCCUUGUUAAUCCGUAGUACUAAUAUUCUUAAAGAAAGGCUGUCAAGCUAUGACCCUUUUUCAAGCUAUCUUAGUGGACAUGGUUAGACCAGUUGGACAUCCCAGAGUUGAAGCUAUACUUCAAGCACUAUUUUCACUGUUUCCACCUAACCACACACUGUGAACUUAUUUUGACUUUGCCUUGAUGGUUUGUCUUGUUAUCUAGAGUCCACUGGGCGCCGAUUCUUGCCUCAAUGAGAGCCGGAAGCUCUCUGCACUGCAGAGCUUAACUCAAAGGGGCUAACUGAAGUUACUAGCCAUGGUUUUUGUCCAUUCAGGACUUGUAAGGGAAGAGACAGGGAGAACAAGUCCUGGUAGACUUCAAUUAUGUCAAACCAUUACUAAAUGGUUUGACUUCUUAAAUUGGGGGGGCACCGGGGCACUGUCUGCUUAUGUGGUAAUGCCCAUACGAGAAGGGGAAUGCAAAUACUUACCUAAUCCCCUUAGUAUCACCAUCUUAAUAUUUUGUCUGGUAUUCAGCUCCUGGUGACAUAAUCUGCCAGAGUCUGUGGAAUAUCCCAUGGGAUCCUAUAUAGAGUAUUUUGUGCAUGCACAAUGAGCUGCCAUAGCACCCUAGCAGAUUCCUCUCACAGGCCAUGUUUUUGAGAUAAGCACAGUCUCUCUGAUCUGCAUUUCUAGUUUUUGGUAUAAUUCAUGUACUUGUCUUGUCUCUUGCAGGAAGGAACAGGUGAUGGGGAGGCUGGGGACACACAAACUGGCUCAGUUGAUGAAGAUAACACGCGUCAGCUUGGGGAUAUUGAGCUGCAAUGCAGCCUCUGCACAAAGUGGUUUGGAGCAGAUCAUUUUGGAAUAGACACUACGUAUGUAUGAUCUCCUGUUUUCAAAUACCCAUUGUUCAGUUUCUAACUCAUUACAUGUAACAGCCAGCUUUCUGCCUACCCUCUUUAAUUAGUUUGCUAAAAAGCCAUUUUUUGGCAUAAGGCAAUUAUUUGCACUCCAAGUCUUCAUAUUAAAAUUUAAAAAGAUUUAAAAAAUAAAUAAAAAAAAUUACACAAUACUGUGAAAAUCUUCUGACUUUUUUAUUUUUUUAUUUUUUUCCCUCUUCCAAUAUAUUUACUUUAACUUAUGGGGGCAAUCUUUCAAAUGUAUUUAUUUAUUUUUAUACUGCCUGCUAAAUGAAUUGUAGUAUUGAUAUGAACUUGUUAAAUGUGUUCUGAUUAAACCCAGACAUAACGUUGAUUGAGGUUUUUUCUAGUAGGACAGUACUAGGAUUCAAUAUUGAAAUUGUAGUUUUAUUUUUUUAAAUUUUUUCCUUUCAGGUCAUGUCUACCUUUCAUGACAAACUACAGCUUUCACUGCAAUUUAUGUCAUCACAGUGGUAACACAUACUUCCUCAGAAAGCAAGCCAGUAAGUAAAAGCCCAGUAAAGGGUCAUUGAAGACAAACUAGACACAGUAACACUCUAACUUGCUAAAGUGCUUUAUCUGUCUGGAGUCUCUAUUUGGGAGAGUUUAUAAAACUUAUAUUUUACCCCACUCCCUCUAGCAUGUAAGCUCAUUGAGCAGGGCCCUCAACCCCUCUGUUCCUGUGUGUCCAAUUUGUCUGGUUACAACUACAUGUCUGUUCGUCCACCCACUGUAAAGCACUACGGAAUUUGUUGGCGCUAUAUAAAUAACAUGAUUAUAAUACUCAGAGAGAGACUUAAGAAUUUACAGGUAUAUACACUGAACAAAAUUAUAAAUGCAACACUUUUUUUUUUUUUUUUCUUUGCCCCCAUUUUUCAUGAGCUGAACUCAAAGAUCUAAGACUUUUUCGAUGGACAACAAAAGGCCUAUUUCUCUAUAAUAUUGUUCACAAAUCUGUGUUAGAGAGCCCUAUGCACCAGGUCCUGCCAAUAUCCAGCAACUUCACACAGCCAUUGAAGAGGAGUGGACCAACAUUCCACAGGCCACAAUCAACAACCUGAUCAACUCUAUAUGAAGGAUAUGUGUUGCACUGCGUGAGGCAAAUGGUGGUCACACCAGACACUGACUGGUUUUCAGACGCCCCCAGACUCCCCCAAUACAGGAAAACUUCACAUUUUAUAGUUGCCUUUUAUUGUGGCCAGCCUAAGGCACACCUGUGCAAUAAUCAGGCUGUCUAAUCAGCAUCUUGAUAUGCCACACCUCUGAGGUGGAUGGGUUAUCUCGGCAAAGAAGUGCCCAUCUUUACAAUAUAUGGAUGUGCAUACUAUCUUGACCAUGAUUAAAUCUGCAAAAGAAUGAGUAUAGGGAUCCUUAGGGUGGACUGAAAUAACACCUCUAGCACAAAAAGGGGUGGGGGGUGGGGGGGGGGCAUUUAGGGCUGUCGUGCAGAUAUCCAAGUGGUUGGAUGUGAUAUGCCACCUCCUUUGCAUACUAGUGCUCUGUACUAGGCCUGCAAUCUCCAAAACUGCUCCACGGGGAUUAAUCCUCAAUUAAGACUCAAAUGAAACACCAGCAGAGCCUACUGCAUAUUGUCCUCGUCUGGCAAUUAAUUACAAGCGCUUUUUAGGUUACUGAUGAACCAAAAGGUCUAUAAAGCUGCAAUUGCUAUGUUGCUAAGCUUCCUUCCAGCAUGGCUGUCAGGCCCAGCCUCCCAUCCUUUUUUCUAUUAAAUCCUGAAAAAAAAAAAAAUGAAAAGUAAAUCAACAGAGAAUGUCAUUUAAUUUCCUCAGACAUCCAGUCACCUUGUUUAUUUGAUCAGUUAAUCACACUUGUUACUAUCUUUUUUAUUUUUCGUGUUUUUGCUUAUUGUUCGAAUUAUAAACUACAACUGUAACUAUGAUUUGUGUAGCCAAAGACUAGAUCUCACCACUAUAGACUGUUUAAGUGCAUGGCCUGUUUUGACAUUUUGUUGCAUCCUUAUUGCAGACUUGAAGGAAAUGUGUCUGACUGCUCUAGCCAACCUAACUUGGCAAUCUCGUAACAAAGAUGAGCACCCAAAGACCAUGUUUUCCAAAGAUAAGGUACUAUCACAAUUUUUGACAAUGUAGAAGAUAAUGCUUUGAUCUAAGUUGGAUGAAAAAAAUAAGAAUUUUCAGUAUAAUAAAAACUUAGUGUGUAUUCUUUUUUUUUUUUUUUUUUUUUUCAGGAUAUAAUUCCGUUUAUUGACAAAUACUGGGAGAGCCUCACCACACGGCAGCGACCUGGGAAAAUGAGUUGGCCAAACAGUAUUGUAAAAACUAUGGUAGGGAUAGAUCAGUAUGGGUGCCGAGGUGUAUUAUUUUUUUUUUUUUGUUUGUUUUGAAUUCUUUAUAUUAUACUGAUGGUACAAAACAAUUGAGAUAAGCAAGAAGGCACAUGUGAUGAACAUUGCAAAUAUACAUGGAGUGAUAGCGUCUAGUUGAGAAGUGAUCCAUUUUUGCCGGUGGAUCGUGAUCCGAGCACUCCGAUCGACCUAGGACAUGAUGUUCUCAGUGGACACAGCGAACACUGAUACCACCACGUCCUAGGAUGAUCUGAUCCUCCGGCUUCAAUCUACGCGCGCAAACCGAAGAGACGUUUAAAGCAGGAAGAUGAGCACACUACACAGGAUCCAUUUUCAGCACAAGUACAGUAAGCAGCCACGCUACACAGGAGGAUUCCUAAGACUUUUUCAAUCUUUCAGCUCCCUUUGUAGCAUCUAAAGGGAUCCCUUAGAUCAGGCCUGUCCAACCUGCGGCCCCCCAGAUGUUGCCGAACUACAACUCCCAUGAUUCUUUCAAUGAAACAGAUAGCCAGGGAAUCAUGGGAGUUGCAGUUCAGCAACAUCUGGGGGCUGCAGGUUGGACAGCCCUUCCUUAGAUAGAAUAUACUACAAAAAACGGGCUGAAUUACAUCUCUGAAUUUUUACCCACUUUAAGACUUUAGGUAUUGGCUUAAUGUGAGCUAGACAUUCAAGCUCUUUGUUUUUUCUCUUUUUUUUUUUUAUUUAAGCUUUUAGAAACAUUAAAUAUGUAUUUUUGUUUUUUUUUCUUAAGGAAUUUUAACUUGCUUGUUUUUUAUUCAGAAUAAAGGAUUUUUUUUUUUUUUUUUACUUAAAGCUAUAUGUCCCUCUGCGCUUUUUUCUGUUUCUGGGUAGAAAUAAUGCUUUAACCCUUUAGGGACCAGACUGUUAAGAGGUUCGGAAUAUGGUCCUUGCAUAUGUUAAUUGGGGGAAAAAGAGAUAUCCAGGCACACCUGAGUUUUCUUCUAAAAGGCAGUCUUUAUUUGAAACAAGGAAGUGGAGACCAAGUUUCAGCUCAGUCAGACUUGUUAAAGGCUCAGAGAGGAGCCAAUACGUUGUCUCCACUUCCUUGUUUCAAAAAGACUGCCUUUUAGAAGAAGCAUCAGGUGUACCUGGAGAGAGAGAGAGAGAGAUAUAUAUAUAUAUUUUUUUUUUGAUGUCUUUAGGGAUUGGCCAUCCCUUAGGAAGUAUUCCCCUUCCCCCUCACCCUCCUUCUUUUAAAAAUUUUUUUAUUAAUUUUGUUUUGUAAACCACUGUAGUUGCAUAUGUUUCUUUAUUCAGCACUUUAUACAGCCUUGCAUUCAGUAAAUGAGUAUGACCUUUCUUUGUGAUUUAUGUGAUAAUGAAAUUGUAAAGCAUAUUUGCCUCAUUUACCUUUUUAUUUUUAUCUAGAAUUAAAGGGUUACUCCAAGAACCAUGGCCAUGUGAUUUGAAGUGGUCAUGGUGUCUGGGCUCUGCGUGUGCAGCAUUUCUUCAUGAAACGCCUCAUUUGCAUUAUUAGUCAGCCCAGAGCAAGAGUUCUAGAGGGCCUAAUGUCAGUUCUGUGCAGAUUACCAUUCACAGUGUGCUUUAGUUGACUUCUGUCAGCCAAUUAAUGGCGACUAGACCAGCUUCUGCAAUUUUGCAGAAGUACGUCCCCAGAGGAAAAAGGGGCAUGUGAGCCCGGAAGUUCCCUGGGUAAGAGGGCAAACGUUGAUAAAAUUUGCCCUUCUUUCAAGAGAACCUGACCAGGGUAGGUUUGGUUGGGCUGUAGUUCUUAUGUUUUGAGUAAAAUUGUGCAAUGCAUAAACUUACCAAAGAGUCAGAAGAGCUCUGUACAGUGUUAAGAUGUGACUCUUAUUAAUGUAUGAUUUAAAAUUUUUAGACUAAAGAGCGAGAUGUGUUUCUCGUAAAAGAGCAUCCUGAUCCAGGAAGCAAAGAUCCAGAAGAAGACUAUCCAAAGUUUGGCCUUCUUGACCAGGUAAAAAAAUUUAACUGUGUAGUCGACUAGCCGUGUAAGGAGAGGAAGGUUAAAUGCUCUUCAUUAUGGGACAAGGAGGAAUGUUAACUAAAGUGACAAUUGUCGGGAAAUCAUAUAAACUUCAUAUUGGUCUAAAUUAGCUGAAGUGACAGCAUAGCUGACUUAGUAUCUUCAAAUUCUGCUAUUUUGGCCUUAAAUGUGACUUUUUUUUUUUUUUAUCUGACUUGACUUGAAUUCUGACUUUUCCAGGUUAUUCAGUAAAGUGAAUUUCUAAUGGAAGGCCAAAACAGCCUAAUUGAAAGCGUAGCUGACUUGGAGACUAUAUCUGUUUUUGUCUUUUAAUUCCUGGCAAUUCUCACUUUAGUGAAUAAUUGUGUUUGUAAUUAUUACUACAACCCAAAAACUGCAUAUUCCUGGCAUUCUCCCUAUUAAUGUUUAGACUUCAUAGGAUACUGCUUGAGGUGCAUGUGUGUCCCCACAAGGCUAGUAAUGCUGUAUUAGCUAGUGUAAUGUAUAGACAGAAUUAAUUGCAAUAUGGUACUCUUGUUCUACAUAACCAUCCUUUUUCAGAAACACAAGCUUUAUCUUGUCUGCAUUUGUAUUACAGUAUAGUUAAUUUUAUGUAAAAAAAAAAAUUUUUUUCAAAUGUUUAAAGGUCACUAUUUCACAAAUCAGUGGUCCUCUAGGUUGUGUUGCAUGAAUUGCAUUAAUGUUUUCUCAUUGGGGCACCUAGUGGUACGUAUGUGGAUUAAAAUAGAGUGUUGUUUUUAUUUUCAGGAUCUUGGAAACAUCGGUCCAGUCUAUGAUAGUCAGAGACAAAGUAGCGCAGUAUCCACUGGUGGGAGUUUAAAUGGUAAUGAAUUGUUUAUUAUGUUACUUAAAGUGCCUCACAGUGUACACAUGGAUAAAACAGGGUCAGUCGUUGACUAAAUCCAAAUGUCUGCCUUUCUUUGCAUGAAACAGAAUCAUAGGAACUGUCAGUUCCUUAUUCGCUCACACUCAGUAAACACCUUUGCAUUGUUUACUGAGGUGAAUUAAGCAGUGGAGGAAUGUGUGUGGGCGUGGCUUCCUCCCCCCUUUCACCUAGCAUGUGAUGGGCACCUUCUGUCUCAUGUCUUGGGUGUGUUUUGGCAUGUAGCGUUACACACUCUGCAUGUACCACUCGUACUGUACUUCAGAGGGAUAAACUAUUUUUUACAUGCUGUGUUGAUUCACUUAAUAUGGCAUGUUACAUUUUUAUUUAUUUAUUUUUAAUCAGAAAAAAAUCUAUAGUUUUGGCACUCUCACUAUAUGCAGUAGUUGGUGGAGAGAGGAAAAAUUAUUGCUAGUCUCCAUGGUGGCCUUUCCAUUAUUCCCAUUAACAUGUGCAGCAGUGUGUAUGUUAAUUAAUGGUGUGUUGACUUGACUUAACAGCUUCUUCCAUUAUCCUUUGCUAAACAAGCGGUGAGUGGAUGUGGAGACUUUUAAUAAAAGCUUCCAGGUAUUUACACUGUGCCCCUGUUUCACUUUCCAGUAAAUGGGUUAAAGUGGGGAGUUGUUAUUGUUUACCCACAUAUAACUUCAUACAGGGGAACAUUCGGUUGUCUUCCCCAGCAUUUUAAAAGUGUUUGUUUAUCAUGCAGAUAACCGUUGUUAUUGUGUUCUAGAUUUCUUUUAAAUGUAGUGGGUAUUUGGGUUAUUGGUAAAGUUAAUCAUAUCACCGGAACUAUAACCAUGUAUGUGGAAUAAUAGGAAAUUACGUUUACGAAAAUUGCCUUUCCUGACAUGCAAAGACCUCUGAUAUAAAUCUGGCAAAAUCGAAAACUCAACAAAUACCUUUUGUGCUAUAUUCAUGCCCCAAUUUACACGUGACUCUUGAAUAUCCUCAAUUGUGUAUGUUUGUAAAGAUUUAUAUUCCAUUUCCUUCCCCAUGUACCCUAAAGUGCAUUGCCCCUUCCAUCAACAUUCUAUAGCUCUUUAUUAUUUUAUUUUAAUAUUCUAACUAUUUGUCUCGCAGGUUCAGCAGGAGCCAGCAGUUCAGCCAAAGGUAGAGGAGCAAAACGCAAGCAGCAAGAUGGCAGUUCAGCCAACACUGCCAAAAGAACACGGAGGUAAGGUUAUAGUGCAGAGUUCUCUAUAUUAAUAUUAACUACUUUGACUGAAAUACAUUUGUAUUGAUGCUAAAAGGCUUGGCAAACAUACCUACUUUAUUAAAUGUUUUGCGUCUCCGGUCAGGGGGCAUUGCUUGGUUCCAGAAACACCUGGGGCCAGAGCCCAAAGUAAAACUUGAUGACCCCAUAGUUGAACAGGGAUGGAGUUUUGUCAUGACUUAUCCCUGCCUUUGUGUCAUGCCCUCCUAUCUGAAUAGUAUGCUACUGAUACACUCUGUGAUCUCAAAGAAAGCAUAGCUGCUACGUGGGACGUGCGUCGGGUUCAUGUUGCUCUUAACUCAUUAGCUUCCAAACAUGCUCAAGCUAGAAAAGGGAAUCUUGGUUUAUCAUACAGUUUUGACCAUUAAAAUUCCCUGAACCUGGUUUGUAUAAAGAAUUUUGGACCAUUGAACUAAAACAGGGGAUAUUGAGGACCAUUAUUAUUGUGAGGCUUAGUAUGUUGUACCUCCCAUUAAUACAUAAAUUUGUGUUGAGAUGGUGUAUAUAGUACCAACAUGUUUAUCCAAUAUGUCUGGAAUGCGCAAUGACGGCUGUUGGAGAGGCUGUGGCAACAGAGGAACCUCCACAUACGGUGUAGUUACUUUUAUGUAUUGAAUCUGUGGGAGAUUAACAGCCACACCAGCACUAUAGUGUCAGAAAUACAUGUUUGUAUUCUUGACACAAUAGUGUUCCUUUAAGGCAUCUGCUGCAUUGAUAUUAAUGAUCCUAUAUACAUGGGACAUAUUUUUGGUUUGCAAAAAGGUUUUUAUUUUAUGUGGUGAGGUUCUGAUGGGCAGACCAUGCAAUAAAAUCUUUAAUCAUACCUGCCUUGUCUGACAUAGUAGGAAACCUACCCAUAGUGGUUAAUAGCAGAAUAUAGGGUUUAUCUUAUCAAAGUAAUGAUAGGCCACUUUACCACAGCUCUAACAUUUCAUGCCCUAGUGUGCAAUUCUGCAGUGAAUGCUUUUCAGUGCAUUGUCAUUUAUUUCUUUAAAUUCCUCCAGUGACCCACUGUUCUCAGCACAGCGCCUUCCUCCUCAUGGCUACCCACUGGAGCACCCUUUCAAUAAGGAUGGUUACAGAUAUAUACUGGCUGAGCCUGAUCCUCAUGCACCUGAUCCAGAGAAACUGGAGUUAGACUGCUGGGCAGGAAAGCCUAUUCCAGGGGACCUGUAUAGAGCAUGUCUGUAUGAAAGAGUGCUCCUUGCUUUGCAUGACAGAGGUAAGUAGGAGUGUUCCUAAUAAUCUACCCAAUGUCCUCCUGUCCCCUUAACUGCUAUUGUAUGUGUAUGCUGUAUAUUGUCUUUAUCUAGUCUAUUCCAUACUCCGUUUUAUAUGCAGCUUUGCAACAUGCCUGUUAAUAAUAUUUCUUUUGUCACAGGACAGGGUAACUAUAUGUCUAUUAAUUCAAUGUAUCACUUUCAUCCAGCUCCUCAGUUGAAGAUAUCUGAUGACCGACUAACUGUCUUGGGUGAGAAAGGGUAUUCAAUGGUGCGAGCAUCACAUGGAGUGAGAAAGGGUUCCUGGUACUUUGAGAUAUUCAUUGAUGAAAUGCCCCCAGACACCGCUGCAAGACUUGGAUGGUCUCAGGCCUUGGGUAAGAACCUCUAGUGUUUCUAAGCAACUAAUAGUGUCCUAAAUAAUACAUAUAAGAAUUGAGCUUUGAUGAAUGUAAUAGGGCAGUAUAUAUAUUUAAAAAUUUUUAUAUAUAAACUGACUUUUGCAAAAAGAAUUGCACCUCUAAAUCCGACUCUGUUGAACUAUAUAACCUCAUUAGUUUCUCUUUUUUGUUCCAUCCAGGAAAUCUGCAGGCUCCACUUGGCUACGACAAGUUUAGUUAUUCCUGGCGCAGCAAGAAGGGAACAAAAUUCCACCAGUCGAUAGGAAAGCAUUAUUCAGAUUCCUAUGGACAGGGUGACACGUUGGGCUUUUAUAUUCACCUCCCAGACGAAACGGAGACUGCACAGUCUUUGCCUGACACUUAUAAAGAUAAGGUAUUCUAAUACUGUGUCUCUGUGAAAUAGUGGGCAAAAAAAAAAUAUUACCCAGGCAAGUGAAAAUGGAAGACUGUUAACAGAAAAUGUUUAUUAAACUGUUACUCCAACUAAAAAAAUACAGUGACCAAUGCUCCUCUGAGGUCACUCCCCCUGGAGUGAAAAAGAGGACUUGAGUGGCACGGAGGGGUGCUGUAACGGACCGUUUUGCUCACAAGAGGUUAAAAAACGUUUAGGCGAUAUUCCCCUUUCAAAUGCACAGACAGCUACUGCAAUCACCAAUCUCCCGAACUGCAAACUACACAAAUUCUCCAACUCACGAACAGGAAACUCACGAAUACUGCAAACAGCUGAACCGGAAAAACCAUACGAAAGGUUUACACUCCUGGCAGUCAGCAUACAAUCCAAUUCCCCCAAUAACGAGACGACACUUCGUUUGAGGGUUAAGCAGAAUCUCCAGAGCUGUGGGUUUAUUGUUCUUAUGUACACAUUCUUACACAUUAGUACCACCCACAGGGUUUUGGAAAACAACCAAUAAACAUGUACAAUAAACUCAGACACUCCCACACAAAAUCCUCCCCUCUGCCUGUGAUACAAUUACCUUACACAAUGGGUAAUGUAAUUAUCACAGCCAGAGAAAUACAGUUUUUCCACAUUAUUCAUAACUUGAAAAGUAUGCAUCACAUUCACAGAAUCAGAAUCAGCAUACUCCAAAUACAAACAAAUGUCAAAAUCAUCCAAAUUGGUCCAUUAGUUCAAAAUAUAGAUCGUAGUCCUUUGUGACCAAAUGAAGCAUGGCUUUUCUGCCCAAAACCAGUUCCACAGAGUCUUCUAUCCUGGAUAUAAUUGGGAAUUAAUCCAAUUAUCUCCAAGGACUGAGGCAAAACUCCAUUGAACACAUGGCAGCAAAAGACAAAACACAUAAAAAUAUAUAACUGUGCAGCCAUUGCACAAAACGGGUACAUUCAACAUAUCCCCCACAUUAUUACUGAAUGGCGCUGCGAGAACACACAGUUCAAUUGCCAUGGAGCCAAAGUCUUUCCCAUAGUCUUUCAUUAUACGAAUGGGCUCCAUGGCAUAGCUAUCUGGGGUAUCACCGCUCAAACAGGGCAAGCACCGAAUGACCCGACUUUCGUGUCUUCGCAGGGGAAAAUCAAGCAUUUCAAUAUGGGGCCAUAGUCUAAAGGCAGCAGAUUGGCAACUAGGCUUCUCCAGUGCAUAGUGGCGAGGUUGGUUCCGCCACAGGUGCUGUUCCACUUUUGGUUACCAAUGUGCUGUGCGGUUUGAAGACAGACCUCCAAUAUAAACAGAAUUAACAAUAGCCAUCCAGAACUCUUGUUCUGGGCUUGCAAACGAUGCUGCUGGAGGUGGAGUCACAGUUAUGGCAACAGAGGAUCUAUCUCUGUAUGUGCAGCCUUUCCUAGUGAAACACUGCACAUACAGACUCAAAGCACCAUGAUCACUUCAAAUCCCUGAAGUGGUCAUGGUGCUUGGAAUAACCCUUUUUAAAAAGGUUACAUUGACUCUUGUAGAACAUUAUUCUUCACUGCAUGCUGAUUGAAGUGUGUAUGUAUGUACUUACAUCCAUUAAUAAGUGGUUCACUGGCUUUGCAUCUCUUCCUGAGUUGUUUCAAAGCUGUUGUAAACCGCAAAUAUACUCUAAGGAAUUCAUGUUUAAAAUGGAAUGAGUCAAAAAGGUGAUUCUUUGUUGAACUCAUUUGCAUAUACCCACCCAGAAUCCCUUGCAGUAGUAACAACACAACAAAUUUAAGAUUUCUGUGGAAAAAGCAGGUCUUAUAGCUUGACUGGUGUGCAGAUCGGUGUUUAACAAUGUAUUGACUUUCAACUGACUUCAGGUGGAAGGGGUUUUCAAUCACUUUUUUCCCCCCACCGUAAGUUUCUUGGUUUGUGAUGUGUGAUGGAUGUGUGCAAUGUGUGUAUGCAUGUAUCUCAUCUUUUAAGCCUUUACACGUUUUCUCUUUGAAAGGCAUUGAUCAAAUUCAAGAGCUACCUGUAUUUUGAAGAGAAGGAUUUUGUUGACAAAGCAGAGAAGAACUUAAAGCAGACUCCAGGCACUGAGGUAGGUCCUGCUGUAAUGAAUGAUGAACCCCCCCUUUUAACAUUUUUACAGCUCAAAUCACACAAUCUUGAAAUGUUGGAAUGCUUUUCAGAUGGAUGAAGUCUAUAACAGAUAAUUUCUUUGUAUAUUUAGGCUUGAAACCGUAUUGUUUACCCUGGCAUUCACAUUAAAGCCAGGAGCCUGUGCGCUAUAUAUCCUUUGUUUUUAUUUUGUUUAUGGUGAUAAGUCUAAAUCAUUGUAAAGAACUAAAUACUACAUUCCUAUUAUCUUCUGUUUAAUCCUAGAUUUAAGUAGACAGAAUUUGGAGACACAUUUAUAGAGAUAAGAUUUCAUUGUAUUGCUGCUUUAGCGUUUGCAUUCCUGCCUCAGCUUAACCCCUUAAGGACACAUGACGGAAAUAUUCCGUCAUGAUUCCCUUUUAUUCCAGAAGUUGUGUCCUUAAGGGGGUAACAAGCACAUUUUGCUCAUUUUACAUGUCAUAAAUUCAGUUAGGCAGACAACUUGCAAGUCAAAAAUAAACUGUUGAUAUUGUGAGUCUUUGACUACAUUAGGUCAGUGUGUGUAUAAAUCUCCGUUAGUGGAGGAUAUGGUUUUAAGGUCUUAUGCUGGGGAUAGAUAUAUACUGGGGCACUUUUAAAAUCAAGAUUGGAGCCUCCAUUGUCCAAAUGUGUGCAUGUUCAUAAUAAUGAGCAAUUGUUUAUGUGGAUUUAUGUUUUUUUUUUACUCCAGAUUGUAUUUUAUAAGAAUGGAGUUAAUCAAGGUGUGGCCUUUAAAGAUGUUUUUGAAGGAGUGUACUACCCUGCCAUUUCCCUAUACAAAUGCUGCACAGUAAGUUUAUAAAUGUAGUACAUACGCUCUUAAAUAUGUAUCUCUUGUCCUUGUGUCUCUUCAUUCAGUGCUGCAUAAAGGAAUCGGUCUAUUAUAUGUCUGGCGUACAAGUGAAACUGGCUAUAACUUUUUAUUUGUAUUAUUUGUGCACAGGUGUCUAUAAAUUUUGGACCAUAUUUCAAACACCCUCCUAAAGACAAAUCCUUCCGUCCUGUGAGUACUCUUCCAGAAAGAACUUUGUUCUCUAUGAUGUGAUAUUGGAAUACAUAGUGUGUUAAAGUGUAUAAUGCAAUAAUGGCAUCAUGCAUAGUAUUGUGUCCACGUAAUUUAACACACUUUCCUAAAAUUGAACGAGCAGGGCUUGUUAUGUUUAUGCACUGUGUAAAUACAUAUAUCUCUGGGACUAGCCAGAGACAACUGAGACUGAAGAGUAAGUGUGGAAACACAUUGCUGUCUAUUUCCAUUGUAACUUGGCUCAUUGCCAUGGCACUUGAGAAAUCUCCUCUGCCCUUGGUGUGCUCUGCCCUUGAUUAAAAUACUAUUAGAAAAGGACAUUGCCACAUCAGUUGGAGAAAAAAGAAGGGUGGAAAUAAGAAUUAAAGUGCAUAUAAGCUGCAGUCUUGAUUUGUGAGCACAGAUCCCUUGCUGUAAGAACCCUCUUGCCUAAUAGAAUGCAUCACAGACAUGAAAACUCUGCAAACCUGUGGUUCUAAAGGAUGCCUUCUGAUUUCUUUCACAGGUUAGUGACAUGGCCUGGAAUGCUGUUGUGGAACAUACAUUAGGUGAUGUCCUUUACCACGUGGAGACAGAAGUUGAUGGUAGAAAAAGUCCUCCGUGGGAGCCUUAAUUAGAAAAACAAAUUUAAUUUAAUUUUUUAUAUUUUUCCCUUACCUUGUGUCAACUAUAAUCUUCAUGGCAGCUUAAAGUUCAAAAAUCUUUAAAAUGGCCUCUUUUCAUCACUUCAUCUUCAGGUGUGCGGAUAUCGAGGGAUUGCUUCAAUUAUUAAUUUUGGUAUUAACAAGGUUUUAAACCUAAAAUAAUCUCUCCCCUUCCUCCCCCCCACUGCAGUAUGGCAAUUACUGCAUGUACAGCACACCUUGCAAGUUUAACAAUGUACCCCACUUUGCUCUGUUUGAACAAACAUGUUAGUAUGGCUAGUCAAACUAAUUCUGUUUGUCUGACAGCGUUAAUGCUUAUUGAUUAGUGCUACAUUUAAAGCCCUUGAUUUAUGAUUACAGUUGUAUAACACUUCAUGCUUGACAAAGCUGUGUACAACUAUAGCCAACAUACAAGUCUCCAAUGACCAGAGUUCAGUGAUCCAUUGUUCCACACUCCUUGUGCAUGACGUCUUGAAUUCCUUGCCUUUUUUGGUUCUAAGUCCAUUAGCCAAACUUGGCUCUCUACUGCAUGGCUUGGUAAAGUCAUAAGAAGAUGUUGACCUUCAUGACCCUUUUUAGAUGUUUGUUUAUAUUCAAUAUUAAUUACCCAAUUUGUCACCUUAUUUUUUCUGAUCCUUAUGUAAAGUGCACCUUUUUAAUGGGUUAAACUUACAUUUUAAAAAGUGCAUAUGCUUCCAUCUCCUUUUUGGAUACCAUACAUUUUAGGAGUAUCACCAUACAGGCAGAACUGGCUUCUCCAUUCUCUUCUGAAGCAGAGAACCUGUUAAAAUAAAUCAUUUUACUAUAAUGCCCUUUCUUGUUGUAUGGAUGUAAUAAAGGGGUUGGCAAUAACAAUCCUGAAUGUGGCAUGGUUUAAAAUCUUUAUCAAGUGGUGGUUCAUAUCCUAGAAUUAUGACUUCAUUCUUUGGCCGAAACGGAUUCAAACACACUAUACUUGUGACUCAUAUUUGUUUUGGCCAUUCAAAUGCAAAUCAAAGUUUGCCCUGGACUACAUUGCCGAACUUGGUUCUCAGAUGUAAAAUAUUGUUUACUCUUUAAGUAAAUGUGUGAAAUAAACAUUUUUUUAUGGUUUA
Messenger RNA from Pelobates cultripes (western spadefoot toad), 17318 nucleotides. The record is from the annotation of a GenBank genome assembly. Lineage: Eukaryota; Metazoa; Chordata; Amphibia; Anura; Pelobatidae.